AUGCUGCAAGAGGAGUCGCCAUGGAAACAAUAUGCUAAUAAAGCUACCAAAGCCAACUCGUCGUCUUCAUUCAUGGCUACUUGCUUGUAUCACAUUGUGUUGAGAGCUCGAGACUCGGUGGAACCUAGGCUUUUGACUAAAGUGGGUAUUUAUGCAUGUAGGGGUAACGAGUGCCACAGCCACAACACCUCUCUCGCCAUCCUUCGUACCCACCGCAAGCUUGGCCUCGCCACUAAGCUCAUGAUCGCUGCCCAAGCCGCCAUGGAACAUGUGUUUGGAGCAGAGUAUGUCUUGCUCCAUGUGAGAAAGAGUAACAGGGUAACAUUUAAUCUGUAUACUCAGACGUUGGGUUAUAAGAUACAUGAUGUGGAGGCGAAAUAUUAUGCUAAUGGGGAGGAUGCAUACGACAUACGGAAGCAGUUAAAAGGUAAGAGUAGUCAUCAUCACAUCCAUCAAAAUCACCACCACCACCACCAUAAUGGUGGUGGAUUUUGUUCGGGUGAUGCAAGAAGCGCAGAAACAGCUAAUACGAGAGGAGAUUCUAAAUCAGAAUCAAAAGCUCGCACAGAAUCUGGUUCAAAAGCUGGAUGAUUACUUGGAGGUAAACAUAAGUAUCUGAAGAACUAUAAGUGGCAUUGGUUUAUAUUCUCUAGGCUACUAUUUCUUGCUCAUGAUAUUUUCAGUUUGUUUAUUGAAGUAAUAAUCUGACUAUAGAUUUCGAAACUUGUCGGUUUCCUACAUGAGAUAUUGUAUGAUCCCAGCUAAAUGCAAUGGUUUCUUUACUAUCUCUUUUACAA
This is a messenger RNA of Hibiscus syriacus, 797 nucleotides long. Its product is annotated as N-terminal acetyltransferase A complex catalytic subunit NAA10-like. The transcript is spliced from 3 exons. Gene Ontology annotation, biological process: N-terminal peptidyl-glutamic acid acetylation. The coding region runs from base 1 to 591 and encodes 196 amino acids. NCBI's taxonomy places the organism in Eukaryota, Viridiplantae, Streptophyta, Magnoliopsida, Malvales, Malvaceae. Gene Ontology annotation, molecular function: protein N-terminal-serine acetyltransferase activity; protein-N-terminal-glutamate acetyltransferase activity. Gene Ontology annotation, cellular component: NatA complex. The record is from RefSeq and is a predicted model, not a curated record.